UUGUGUUGUCAACAACGGUGAAUGUGGAUGGACACGUGCUGGCUGUUUCUGACAACAUGUUUGUUCAUAACAACUCUAAGCAUGGCCGGAGAGCAAGAAGGCUGGACCCAUCAGAAGCUACCCCCUGCAUCAAAGCCAUUAGCCCAAGUGAAGGCUGGACCACGGGAGGAGCCAUGGUCAUCAUCAUUGGAGACAACUUCUUUGAUGGCCUCCAAGUGGUGUUUGGGACCAUGCUUGUAUGGAGUGAGCUAAUAACUCCUCAUGCCAUCAGAGUGCAGACUCCUCCUCGGCACAUCCCCGGAGUAGUGGAAGUGACAUUAUCUUAUAAGUCCAAACAGUUCUGCAAGGGAGCUCCAGGGAGGUUCAUUUACACAGCAUUAAAUGAACCCACCAUAGACUAUGGCUUUCAGAGACUGCAGAAGGUCAUCCCAAGGCAUCCUGGAGACCCAGAGAGAUUAGCUAAGGAGAUGCUAUUGAAAAGAGCUGCAGAUCUAGUGGAGGCCCUCUAUGGCACACCACACAAUAACCAGGACAUCAUUCUGAAGCGAGCCGCAGACAUUGCGGAAGCCCUGUACAGCGUCCCUAGGAAUCCCAGCCAGAUCCCAGCUCUCUCCAGCUCCCCAGCUCACAGUGGCAUGAUGGGCAUCAACUCGUAUGGCAGCCAGCUUGGGGUCAGCAUCUCGGAGUCAACACAGGGAAAUAACCAAGGCUACAUCCGCAACACAAGCAGCAUCUCUCCGCGAGGCUACUCUUCCAGCUCCACCCCUCAGCAGUCUAACUACAGCACCUCCAGUAACAGCAUGAAUGGCUACAGCAACGUCCCCAUGGCCAACCUGGGCGUCCCAGGGUCACCAGGAUUUCUAAACGGCUCCCCCACAGGCUCCCCUUAUGGAAUCAUGUCAUCAAGUCCCACUGUUGGAUCUUCUAGCACGUCCUCCAUCCUCCCAUUUUCCUCUUCAGUUUUUCCUGCUGUCAAACAGAAGAGUGCCUUUGCCCCUGUCAUCAGGCCACAAGGCUCCCCUUCACCUGCCUGCUCCAGUGGCAAUGGAAAUGGAUUCAGAGCCAUGACCGGACUUGUCGUGCCCCCAAUGUAAAGAAGAGGAAGAACUGCUUUCUUAUAGCACAAAACUACUUAUCCUGAUGGACCAAUAAUGAAGAAAGCACUAGGAGCUCUUUGGGGAGAAUUGUGCCCCAGAAUGAACAUGACGGACAGAUUUGGGUAUGCAAGGAGCUGCAUUUUACCUGGUCUCAUGUUUCUCAUCUAGCUCUCAUGGUGGCUACACAAACUGACCCUCUUGGGGACAAGGACAAAAGAUGUCAUUGACGUAGUCAGUGCUAAGAGCAGAAAUGCAAUUCUUUGUUAUGAACAUUAUGAGAACCACCUUCCUAUGUUUGUAAAAUAUUUAAGAAAAAAUUGGCAAACAAUUCAUGCUUAAUAUUUUGGAUACUAUUUGUUUUUCUUUGUAGGAAAAAAAAAAGUUGAAAGUUUCUAUUUUCUAUGAAGCCUUUCAGAUACCAAUUUAGUUUAUGCAGAAAAAAAAAAUUGAACAAAACAGGGUACCAGCAUGGAAGACUUUCUUAAACGAAACCUGAAUUGAAUGAAGAAAUAUUGUUGUAUGUGUGUUUGCUUAUAGUUUAAUCUCUUUAAAAAACAACAACAAAAAAAAAAAACAAAAAAAG
This is a messenger RNA of Leptonychotes weddellii (Weddell seal), 1680 nucleotides long. Lineage: Eukaryota; Metazoa; Chordata; Mammalia; Carnivora; Phocidae. The record is from RefSeq and is a predicted model, not a curated record.